CCGAAUUCCAUUUCUAAUGCCAAUACAUAUUUGAUUUUGCAAAUCGUAUUAUACAUAUAUAACUUGACAUUUGUCCUGCUUGCUUUUUUUGCGCUUGUUUUCCUCGUUUUCGUUCAAAAGAUUUUCGAUCAUCCCUUGCCUUCUUUCUGGCGGCAUUCUCGUGUGGCACCUCAUCCUUUAACUGCCUUUUAACUACAUAUCUACCAUCCAAUGAAACUUCCGCGGUUGAAUUUUAUACGGCUCCAUUAUACUUAUAUCUUGCUCCUGAGUGUGCUGGCCGUGAUUGUCAUAUAUCCGGCCCAAAAUUUGUCCGGAAUUGAUGCCUUUUUCACAAGCUGCAGUGCGGCGACGACGACGGGGUUGAAUACUGUUGAUGUCAAUAAAAUGCGUACAUUCCAACAAGUGGUGAUAUACGUUGUCCCCUUGAUUGGCAAUUUGAGUGUCAUAAACCUAGUGGUAGUGCUUGUUCGCCUAUACUGGUUCGAAACUCGAUUCAAAGACAUUGUUCGAUUGUCACGGCAGCGUUUGCUUGAUCGACCUCGUUCCAAUAGAUUGCAAUCGUCAGAGUCCGGAGGAAGAGACAGUAUCACUUUGCGAAACAGACUCACCGCUGCGAGAAUACGAGAUAUCAGAGUGCUUCGUCCUGAGCCAAGAAUUGGGAGCAGCAAGACAGCUGCCUCUGAGUCGGAGGGCCUAAGGCUACGAGCAAGGAUUCUCAGCAGAAUUCCCAACAAUAACGCCAACAGCGAAAGCGACAGUCGAAUUGGAACCGUUCCUAAUGAGAACGAAAACGAGAAUGCGAAAAGUUGCACUGUUGAAAUAGAUGAUUCAACCACUUCUACUUCUACCCCAAAUCCUCCUGCUUCUCCAUCGGACCCAACGCCUGUAAUGGUUGAUCGAACUAGCCCUUCCCUUAAGAAAAAUAGUAUUGAACGGAGUGCGCCGCCUGCGCAUAUUAGCUUCUCAGCUGAAACAAACAUGGAGCCUCGUGGACGCGCACUGCGGAUUCCUGGUCCACGAGAGUUUGAGAGCGAUGACCUGGCGAAAAGCAUAACCAUCGAAGAACCGCCAAUGACUGGUCCCUCGGGGGAAAAUGAACGCCGACGAUUGCCCACUAUGGGUAGGCUGUUGUCCCACGCAGUUUCCGUCGAAAGAGCUGCUUCGAAUGCUUUUAUUCUCGGAAAUAGUUCACGGAAGCGUUCUCGAUCGAGGUCUUCUAACCCACUAAAUCGAUCGUCCUCGAGGGCUGAUCGGGUCCCCCUCGACAUGCCCUAUCUCUCUUACCAACCAACAAUCGGACGUAAUUCGAGGUUCCUGGGUUUGACUGAUGACCAGAGGGAUGAGUUGGGAGGAAUUGAGUAUCGUAGCCUGAAACUUCUGGCGAAGAUUGUGUUCAGCUACUACGUAUUUUGGCAUGUAUUCGGCGUCGUUUGCCUAAUCGGUUGGAUUCACAAUUCAGACCGGAAGUACCGGGACUAUAUUCAAUCUGUAGGCCAGAGCCCAACUUGGUGGGCAAUUUUCUCUGGGAUGACCACUUACAACAACCUUGGAUUCACUCUUACCCCAGAUUCGAUGACCAGCUUCCGCAACGCAACCUUCCCCAUCUUCAUCAUGACAUUUCUAAUGUACAUCGGGAACACAGGCUACCCUUGUAUGUUACGCCUCGUCAUAUGGCUCAUGUUCAAAAUCUCGCCCCGGGGUUCUGCAAUCCGCGAGCCAUUGAAUUUUCUUCUCGACCAUCCUCGUCGAUGUUACACUCUACUUUUCCCAUCUAGUCCUACCUGGAUGUUAUUCUUCAGCCUGGUAUUUCUGAACUUCAUCGACGUACUGCUAUUCCUAGUUCUAGACCUGCAUAACGAAGAAGUCCUGGCUGUUCCGUCUUCAUGGAAUAGGUUUCUGGCUGCGGUUUUUCAGGCAGCGUCGGCGCGCACGACAGGGACGUGCACUUUUAAUGUUUCUAAGGUGCAUCCGGCUGUACAGUUCAUGCUUAUGGUAAUGAUGUAUAUCUCUGUUUUCCCAAUUGCAAUUAGCGUACGAAAAACAAAUACCUAUGAAGAAAACUCCUUGGGCCUUUAUGAUCCACAAAGCGAUGAAAUCGACGAAUCAAAUAGCACCGCCUCCUAUGUGGGUGCACAUAUGAAAAAACAACUUGCAUUUGACCUCUGGUAUGUCUUCUUCGGGAUGUUUCUUCUUAUGAUCACCGAAGGGUCGAAACUAGCAGAUAAGGCGGAUCCGGACUUCGCAAUCUUCUCGAUUUUUUUCGAAGCUGUCUCGGCAUACGGAAACGUCGGUCUGAGCUUAGGUCAUCCAUCUAUCAACAGCGGCUUAUCGACCAAAUUCAGCGUGUUGGGAAAACUAGUCAUCUGCGCUUUGAUGCUUCGCGGUCGACAUCGCGGAUUGCCUUAUGAACUUGAUCGUGCAAUAAUCCUCCCCAGCGAACGGAAUCUUACGGAAUCAAGUGCUACGAAGGAUGGUGGUCCAGUCACCACUACACAAACCUCAACAAAUGCUACUAUUGGCUCCUUGUUGCGCACUCGAAUUGCGGAGAUCGUCUAAAAGG
Messenger RNA from Histoplasma capsulatum G186AR, 2560 nucleotides. RefSeq names its product low-affinity potassium transporter. The coding region runs from base 385 to 2556 and encodes 723 amino acids. NCBI's taxonomy places the organism in Eukaryota, Fungi, Ascomycota, Eurotiomycetes, Onygenales, Ajellomycetaceae. Gene Ontology annotation, biological process: intracellular potassium ion homeostasis; potassium ion import across plasma membrane. Gene Ontology annotation, cellular component: plasma membrane. The transcript has 12 exons. Gene Ontology annotation, molecular function: high-affinity potassium ion transmembrane transporter activity. The record is from RefSeq and is a predicted model, not a curated record.